AUGGCUGUACUUAUGGUGGGCGGAGCAAUUCGGGUGCUGCUGGACUAUGUGGAUUCUAAAGAAAUCAAUGACUUCUUUCUGUUGCACGAUUAUAGGUUUCUGGAGGAGUUGAAGAUACCGUUGCAGUUUGCUGCUAAGGUGAUCAAUAAUGCUGAGGAGCGGCGGGACAAGGAAACACAAGUUCAACAUUGGCUCAACGAUCUUGAAGAAGCUGUCUAUUUUACACAGGAUUUCAUGGUUGAUGUAUGCAAUUUGCUGGACAGUUGGGGUGGUGGAAGUAGAGCAGAUAAGUCCAAAGAGCAUGAAAGAAGAAUGAUAGAGCAGUUCAAGGAAAGGAUGGAGAUCAUCCUUAAGAGGAUGGAGUUCAUCCGUGAAUCUGGAGAAUUCAUUGAAGCAUUUGAUUUUCGAAGACUACCUCCAUUUGAUUUUUUUGAUGGCUACGAAUCUGAAGUUGUAUACGGUAGAGAGUUUGACAAAAGAAAAAUAAUUUAUCACUUGUUGUCAGACAAUGCAAGUCGCAAACAGUUGUCUGUAACUUGGAUUGUGGGCAUGCCUGGGAUAGGCAAGACCACACUUGGUGGGCUGGUUUACCACGAUCACGAAGUAAGUCAACAUUUUGAAUUUAAGGCCUGGCUUUGCUUUUCUGAAGGCUUUGACAUAUCCUGGGCGAAACGAGCAAUUAUUGAGUCAGUAACUUCACGGCCUAGUGUUACUGUGGAACGAUUGUCUUUUGGAAAUAUAUUGAAGAAGUACCUUAGGGGGAGGAGAUUUCUAAUUAUUCUAGAUGAUGUGUGCGUGGACAAUAAGAUUGAUCAGAACUGGGACAUCUUUCUAUCUGAUUUUGAAGAUGUCGCAAGCCAGAUUUGUUUGAUUGUAACCACAGGCAGUUUUGGCUUUGCAGCACAAAAAAGCAUUAAUGAUUUUUAUGUGAAUAUGAAUCCAUUAUCAGAAGAAGAUGGUUGGCCUAUGUUAGCAGAAUUUGCUCUUAAAUACCAAAAUGAUGAUUCAUAUUUAGAACUAGAAGCUAUUGGCAGAAAAAAUUUUGCUGCAGGUUAUGAAUUUGAGAAAGAGAAGUUAGUCCUCUUAUGGAUGGCAGAAGGUCUUCUUCAGCAGCAAGGAGGAAAUCGAACAAUGGAAGAGAUUGGUGACAGAUCUCCAAACACUGUCUUGCUUGUUGUGGGCAAAAAAACCAACUCCACAAUUAAAGAGUUAGGGGGGCUUCAGCAUCUUCAUGGAACACUUCAACUUUUGGAGUUACAAAAUGUGGUCCCUUCGGAAGAUGCAGCUAAGGCUGGCUUGAAAGAAAAAACAUACCUUGAUGGGCUACUGUUGAAGUGGGGUGACGAUACCAUUGAUAGGAAAAAUCAUAAAGAUGUACUUGAAAAGCUGGAGCCUCAAACAAAUUUGAAGAGGCUCAAUAUCAGUUUCUACUGUGAUGUGAAAUUUCCAGAUUGGUUGGGGGAUUUUUCAUUCUCUCACAUGGUGUCCCUACGUCUUAGAAAUUGCAUGAAUUGCUUACUCUUGCCACCAGUCGGGCAGCUGCCAUCUCUUAGAGUCCUCGUUGUUGAAUGGAUGACUGCAGUGAAGAGGUUGGGUCCUGAAUUCUAUGGAAUGGAUAAACCAUUUCAGUCUUUGGUGCUUGUGAAUACACUUAUGGCAGAGGAAUCAUUGCAGAAAAGGCUUCUAGAUUAUCAUGAUAAGAUUCUAUUUGUAAGUGACAAAACAGGUUCUGCAGAAUCCUCAUUGUCCAAGAGUCAAUAUGCUGCAGCUGCGAAUGCUCAUUGCCUAUGA
Quercus robur (English oak) is the source of this 1791-nucleotide messenger RNA. RefSeq names its product putative disease resistance RPP13-like protein 1. Gene Ontology annotation, biological process: defense response to other organism. The transcript is spliced from 3 exons. Lineage: Eukaryota; Viridiplantae; Streptophyta; Magnoliopsida; Fagales; Fagaceae. The record is from RefSeq and is a predicted model, not a curated record. Bases 1 to 1791 code for a protein of 596 amino acids. Gene Ontology annotation, molecular function: ADP binding.